GACCUUUUGAGCAGCACUCCUUAAUCUGAAUAUUUCACUUUCUUAUCUUUAACUUCUGAAAGAUGGCAGGCAUAUCCUUUGGACGCUUUGAUGAUUCUUUCAACUCGAUCUCCAUUAAGGCCUAUAUUGCUGAGUUCAUCUCCACAUUGCUCUUUGUUUUUGCUGGUGUUGGCUCAGCCAUAGCCUAUGGGAAGUUGACAUCAGAUGCAGCUCUUGAUCCUGCUGGUUUGGUAGCCAUUGCAGUAUGCCAUGGUUUUGCUCUUUUUGUAGCUGUCUCUGUUGGUGCCAACAUUUCAGGUGGUCAUGUCAACCCAGCUGUCACCUUUGGAUUGGCUCUUGGUGGCCAGAUCACCAUCCUCACUGGUAUCUUCUAUUGGAUUGCUCAGCUUCUUGGCUCCAUUGUGGCAUGCUUACUGCUCAAGUUCGUCACUGGAGCCUUGACGAUCCCCAUCCACAGUGUAGCUGCAGGAGUUGGAGCUGCUGAAGGAGUAGUGAUGGAGAUCAUCAUCACAUUCGCAUUGGUCUACACAGUGUACGCCACAGCAGCCGACCCCAAGAAGGGCUCAUUGGGCACAAUCGCACCCAUAGCCAUCGGAUUCAUCGUGGGAGCCAACAUCUUGGCAGCCGGACCAUUCUCCGGUGGGUCAAUGAACCCUGCUCGCUCCUUUGGCCCCGCAGUAGUGAGCGGCGACUUCCACGGCAACUGGAUCUACUGGGUUGGACCCUUGGUCGGCGGUGGCCUCGCCGGUCUGAUCUACGGGAAUGUGUUCAUUAGUACUGAUCACGUUCCUCUGGCUAGCGAAUACUGAUUUGUUUGGAGUUGUGGGGCUUGAAAUUCGUGUUUUUCUGAAUAAAAAGGAGGAAAGCCAUAUUUCUUUUGAUUUUCCUUCUUCUUUUCUCCUUUUUCGUACGCUGUCUCGGUUCUGUUUUGUUUCUAUUUUGUAAAGACGGUUUUGAUCCAUUUUUCUUUUCCCUCGA
This is a messenger RNA of Prosopis cineraria, 978 nucleotides long. RefSeq names its product aquaporin TIP2-1-like. Gene Ontology annotation, biological process: transmembrane transport; water transport. Gene Ontology annotation, molecular function: water channel activity. Bases 63 to 809 code for a protein of 248 amino acids. Gene Ontology annotation, cellular component: membrane. Lineage: Eukaryota; Viridiplantae; Streptophyta; Magnoliopsida; Fabales; Fabaceae. The record is from RefSeq and is a predicted model, not a curated record. The transcript is spliced from 3 exons.